AUUUCGAUGCACCCACCAACGUUCGAGUUGGAGUUCAGCCUUCCAUGCCCAACGUUGAAGUGUCCUGGCUGGCACUAGGAGAUUGCUCUUCGAUACAGUACAUGGUGACGCUUUACGUGACCGGAGUUGUUGUCAAGACAGAGGUAACAGAAAGUUUUAAUGUGGUUUUGCGGAAUGUGGAGAAGUGUAAACCAUCUUCAGUUUCGGUGAAAAAGUACACGGAAUGGUGGUCAGGAGAUGAAUCAGAAAGGAAAGAAUUCCAAAUCGCCGAUC
Opisthorchis viverrini is the source of this 273-nucleotide messenger RNA. RefSeq lists its product as hypothetical. The annotation marks the transcript as partial. Lineage: Eukaryota; Metazoa; Platyhelminthes; Trematoda; Opisthorchiida; Opisthorchiidae. The transcript has a single exon. The record is from RefSeq and is a predicted model, not a curated record.